This is a messenger RNA of Habropoda laboriosa, 1347 nucleotides long. RefSeq lists its product as uncharacterized. Gene Ontology annotation, biological process: negative regulation of phosphatase activity. Lineage: Eukaryota; Metazoa; Arthropoda; Insecta; Hymenoptera; Apidae. Gene Ontology annotation, molecular function: phosphatase binding. The record is from RefSeq and is a predicted model, not a curated record. The transcript has 6 exons. The coding region runs from base 1 to 1347 and encodes 448 amino acids.
AUGGAAGAUAAAUAUUUUGCAUGGGACGAAAUUUCGGAUGGAUUAAUUUUAUUAAGUACGCAAAAAACGGAAGAUGAACAUGUUAAAAAGAUUAAACAAAGGUCUGAUCCUGUUCAUCAAUCAAAUGUGUUUUGUCCACAUGCAUACUUAAUUUUAAAUUUUCAUGAAACCUUAAGUCAACGUGAGCAGCUAAAAUUUAGAAAGUAUUAUUUGAGGAAAGUACCUCCAAAUGAACCAGAUGUCAUUAUUUUACAAGACAUAAAAGAUCUUGUAAUGUUUUUGUUAAUCAGUCCUAUAAGCCCUCAAUUUGUGAACUUCUUUCAUUUACCAAUAGUUGAUCGCUUUUUAAGAGCUACAAUAAUUUAUUUUCAAUAUUAUGUUAUGACAUGGGAAGAUUUAAUGAAUGAACGAGCUGCUACCAUGAAAAAGGCACCAAAUCCUUUAGCUCAAGGUCAUAGAUCUAGAUUUACAGAAGAAAUGCUAAAUCUUCGCUUUAUCUUAGGUAGAGAAUAUGCUGAUUUAAUAAUAGGUUGUCAGGAUAGUAUUCUAUAUCACCACAUGACUGGUGGAAAAAAAGGAGAGUCUUUGUCACAAUCACAAGGAGAAAAAGAUUUAAGAAUGUUUGAAGUGCUAAUUUGUAUGGCACAUCGUAUUGUUUGGAUAGCUUUAGAACGCAAAUAUUUUUAUUUGAUUGAAAUAGAAUUACAUAGAUUAUUUAGAACUGAUGCAUAUAACACAGCAGAAAGACUACACACCAGUCAAAUUAUUCAAGAUAUGUUAAUUAAUGACAUUCUAGUGUUACAAGGUCAAAAGAAUCAAGAAAAAAGAAAAUUAUUGAGAAAUUCUCCUUUAAUACAAGAUUUGAUAUAUUCAGAUUGUGAUUAUCGUCUCUUAUCUUUAGGAAUAGAAGAUGAUUCACAUGAUGAACGAAUUUGUUUCUUACAAAAUGCUCUUCUUGUUGAGGAAGACAAAUUACAUGAAUUAGGAAUAAAAAUAGGAAUUCUAGGAGAAAAUAGAGCUAAUUAUGAUAUAAUGCUAAUGCCCCUUGAAAAAGAAGAAGAAGAUGAUGAUAUACUACAAUUAUCUGAAAGAAGAAAAUAUGAAAGAAGAAAAAGUACUAAAGAUACAUUGCAAGAUAUACAAAUACCUAUAAAACUUCGGAGACUUCCGUCAUUCCAAACCAAAUUUGAAUUAACUCAAGACUUUUUGAUGAAAGCAAUUGACAUUUCACCAAGAGGCUAUAAAACUGUUCGUAAACAGGGAAGAAAGAAAUGGUUUAUUAGAGAACUUAAACGACAGGGACUUAAAGAAACAGACACAUAUUCGGUAGUAACAACGUUAGAGUAA